Pelagomonas calceolata is the source of this 936-nucleotide messenger RNA. Lineage: Eukaryota; Pelagophyceae; Pelagomonadales; Pelagomonadaceae. The record is from the annotation of a GenBank genome assembly.
GUCAGCGGUUUACACACCGCUGACGCGUUGCCUUGCACAGUGCGUCGUUGUAGCAUCCGUUUGAACCGCUGCGACGCCGGUGUUGCAACUCUCUUGCAUAUUCUUGCGUUGAUCAGCGAAUUGCACGCACACUGCUGGCAGCAAGCACAGUCAGCACCAGCUGUGAAGAUGCGAAGUCACCUAUUGCUCCUCGCAACACUCUCAAGCACUGCAGCACUGCAGGCGACGCGUCGACGCGCCAUUAAUGCCGCGUCAGCCGCGGUCGCGUCGGUGGUGCUGCCGCACGCGCCGGCGUCGGCCUUCGCCAACGCCGUGCCCGAGGCGGCGAAGUAUGCAGACAGAAAAAAGCGACGGGGCCCGGCACCGCAGAAUUUAGGGCUGAAGAACCGCGAGGCCGACGGCGCGGACGUGGAGACGCCGGAGCUGCGGUUGUGUGGCGCCGCACCGAACUGCUUCUCGACGACGCCCGACUCCUUCUCAGCCGAGCGGACCAUUGCUCCGUGGAAGGCGCCGAGCGGCAAAGAUAGGGCGGCCCUCGUAUCCGACGUCGACGCCGUCGUAAAAGGCUACCAGCCGGGGCAGAACGGUAUAGAUGGAGGCGGUUUCGAGGUCGACAAAGCCUCCAAGGACGGCUACUUCCUCGUCCGCUACGAGUCGCUGAAGAACGGCUACAUCGAUGACGUCGAGCUCGCGCUCUCUGAUAACGCGCCUUACGUCCUGCGCGUGCGGUCUUCUUCACGGGUCGGAUUCCUCGACUUUAACGUCAAUCAGAAGCGUCUCAAUAGACUGGCGGCGGACCUGCGCGCGCGGGGCUGGGCCGCGCCCGAGAUCACGGCGAAGACGCACCCCGACUACUUCGCCCAGAACGCGGGGCGCUAGCUAUAUAACUUAGUGGUACUGUGUUUUGAAGCCGUCGACGAGCGCAUUCGAGGCAUA